UGCCGAGCCGAGCCGAGCCGAGCCGGGCCAGGCAGGCGCAUGCAGGGCUCGGCGCGGCGGCGGCCGUUCCCGGCGGCGGCUCCGGGCUCCCCGCAGCCCUCCGGGCCGCUCUACGCGGGCAGGCAUGGGGCAGCAAAGAACGAGGACACCUCCAAGACCUCCCCGUUCCACCUCGACCUCUGGUUCUACUUCACACUGCAGAACUGGGUGCUGGACUUCGGCCGUCCCAUCGCCAUGAUAAUCCUGCCGCUGGAGUGGUUUCCCCUGAACAAACCGAGUGCUGGAGAUUAUUUCCACAUGGCUUACAAUGUUAUAACACCGUUUCUUCUGCUAAAGCUCAUCGAGCGCUCCCCAAAGACGCUGCCACGAUCCAUGGUGUACGUCAGCAUCAUCACGUUCGUGAUGGGCGCCAGCAUCCACCUGGUGGGCGACUCCGUCAACCACCGCCUCAUCUUCAGCGGCUACCAGCACCACCUGUCCGUCAGGGAGAACCCCAUCAUCAGGAACCUGAAGCCAGAGACGCUGAUUGAUUCCUUUGAGCUGCUGUAUUACUACGACGAGUAUUUGGGUCACUCGAUGUGGUACAUCCCCUUCUUCCUGAUCCUCUUCAUAUACUUCACCGGCUGCUUCACACCCAACGAGGAUGAGAGCAGGAUGCCAAUAUCUGCACUGCUGCUGACGGGGCCGAGCAGCCUCUAUUACUGGUACCUCGUGACCGAGGGGCAGAUCUUCAUCCUCUACAUCUUCACCUUCUUCGCCAUGAUGGCUCUGGUGAUGCACCAGAAGCGCAAAGGGCUGGUGUUGGACAGCAACGGGCUCUUCCUCUUCUACUCGUUCAUCAUCACCUUGGUUCUGAUUGCUGUGUGGGUGGUGUGGCUGUGGAACGACAAAACCCUCAGGAAGAAAUACCCCGGGGUGAUUUACAUCCCCGAGCCGUGGGCUUUUUACACCCUGCACAUGAGCAACCUCCAGGCGGCGAAGGAGAGUUUAUAGCUUUUGAUAUUUGGGAGCGAAUCAAAGGGAAAAAAUAAAUAAAUUAAAAAAAUAAAA
Messenger RNA from Tympanuchus pallidicinctus (lesser prairie-chicken), 1050 nucleotides. RefSeq names its product CLN6 transmembrane ER protein (gene CLN6). Bases 40 to 993 code for a protein of 317 amino acids. The transcript is spliced from 7 exons. NCBI's taxonomy places the organism in Eukaryota, Metazoa, Chordata, Aves, Galliformes, Phasianidae. The record is from RefSeq and is a predicted model, not a curated record.